Dicrocoelium dendriticum is the source of this 267-nucleotide messenger RNA. Lineage: Eukaryota; Metazoa; Platyhelminthes; Trematoda; Plagiorchiida; Dicrocoeliidae. The record is from the annotation of a GenBank genome assembly.
AUGUUAUUAUGUUACGGAGGGGGGGGGGGUGUGGGGGGGGGGGGGGGGGGGGGGGGGGGGGGGGGGGGGGGGGGGGGGGGGGGGGGGGGGGGGGGGGGGGGGGGGGGGGGGGGGGGGGGGGGGGGGGGGGGGGGGGGGGGGGGGGGGGGGGGGGGGGGGGGGGGGGGGGGGGGGGUGGGGGGGGGUGGGGUUGGGGUGGGGGUGGUUUGUGGGGGUGGGUGGUGUGUGGGUGUUUUGUUGGUGGUGGUUGUUUGUUGUUGUGUUUGA